Molecule: messenger RNA, 1007 nt
Organism: Stylophora pistillata
Lineage: Eukaryota; Metazoa; Cnidaria; Anthozoa; Scleractinia; Pocilloporidae
Product: hyaluronidase-1
Biological process (GO): carbohydrate metabolic process; hyaluronan catabolic process
Molecular function (GO): hyalurononglucosaminidase activity
Source: RefSeq, a predicted model, not a curated record
AGAGCACUGACAAACAAAAUGGCGGACGAACUGAUGUCUGAUUUGUGAGAGAUUCCUUCACCAACAGAAGAAAAAAACAUGGCAUCGUGUUGAGUGUUUCCUAUUUUAGGCCCAAGCAACACCUCAUGGAUUCCUUUAGAGCUAUAAUUAAAUGUGUUUGUUGUAUUUUGAAUUCUUACAUCAUGGGCUAUAAACGCGAUCAGUCAUGCGAACUUUUGCUUCUGAGAACAGCUCAGAGACAACAUGAAAAGCUAUGUCUUUUGUUCAGGGUCUUUUUGCGGCCCGAUUAUCUCGCUUACUGCAUCCUCUUCUACUUUUGGUUGGUAUAUCUCUUUUGGGUGAUGCGUUAGAUAUAAAGAACUCCUACUGUAAGUGCGAAGAGUUUCCGAUCGAGGAUCGGCCGUUUGUAGCGAUAUGGAACGCCCCGACGGGUGGAUGUUCCGUCAAUUUCAGCAUUAACAUCAACUUGAGAGACUUUGACAUUCUGGAAAAUCCGAAACAAACUUGGAAUGGAAAAUAUGUGACUGUUUUUUAUAAUGCACAACUGGGAUUAUAUCCCUAUUUUACUAACGAACAGGGAACAAACAGCUACAAUGGAGGAAUGCCCCAGCUGAUAAAUUUAGCUGCACAUCUUGACAAAAUGAAAAGAGAUAUCAUUAAAAAAAUCCCAGACCCAGAUUAUAAUGGCCUUGCUAUAAUAGACUGGGAAGGUUGGCGCCCGACAUGGGAAAGAAACUUUGAUUCUAAACGAAUUUAUCAAAGUAGAUCAGUGGAGCUUGUCCAAGACAAACAUCCCGAGUGGUCCAUGGAAAACGUUAUUGAGGAAGCAAGAAAAGAAUUUGAAAGAACUGCUCGGGUAUUUAUGGAAAGUUCUAUCAAGUUAGCCAGACAAAUCAGACCCAAGGGAUUAUGGGGAUUCUAUGGGUUCCCUGACUGUUUUGGAUCAAAUGAAACAAAUUACCGCUGUUCUGAUGAUGUAAGUAAGGUCCAUCAUUAAAUAAAUUACU